Molecule: messenger RNA, 540 nt
Organism: Triticum aestivum (bread wheat)
Lineage: Eukaryota; Viridiplantae; Streptophyta; Magnoliopsida; Poales; Poaceae
Exons: 1
Coding region: 65-331 (88 amino acids)
Source: RefSeq, a predicted model, not a curated record
AUUUCCAUCCACGUCGAAACCACAACCAAACCAAGCCAAAGCAAGAGGAGAAAGCGAUCGGUGGAUGAGCGUGAGGUACAUGAUGAGCCGGGUGGGCGCGAGGGCGGCGCAGGCCGUGCGGGACGCCGUCGGCAGGUCCGCCGGCAAGGCCGACAGGGCGCAGGCGCAGCAGCAGUCCAUGGCCAGGGCCGGCAGGGCGCCGGCGGAGUCGGCGCGGGCGAAGGCGCCGCUGGCCAGGAAGGCGGCCGAGGAGCAGCGGAGGCGGGCGGCGGCCCAGGAGGAGUCGCUCCGCACCGUCAUGUUCCUCUCCAUGUGGGGCCCCAACGCCUAGCACCGCAUGGAUUAGUACUACUGAUUAUAGUAAUUAGCAGCGACUCGCCAAAAAAUAUAUAAUUAGCAGUGUGCGUGCUCAUGGUUCACGUGCCGUGUGGCCAAGUAACCCUUGUAAGUUUCUGCAAAUCUGUGCGUAAUGUAAAGUGUACUGUAAAAAAAAUCGAUCUCGAAGAAGAAAUACUAUAAAAUGGCAUAGGGUUACACUGA